Molecule: messenger RNA, 1434 nt
Organism: Aspergillus campestris IBT 28561
Lineage: Eukaryota; Fungi; Ascomycota; Eurotiomycetes; Eurotiales; Aspergillaceae
Product: monooxygenase
Exons: 4
Coding region: 1-1434 (477 amino acids)
Molecular function (GO): flavin adenine dinucleotide binding; N,N-dimethylaniline monooxygenase activity; NADP binding
Source: RefSeq, a predicted model, not a curated record
AUGUCGCUCGUGAAAAGGGUAGCCGUUAUCGGCGCAGGUCCGGCUGGAGCCAUUGCUGUUGAUGCGCUCAUGCAAGAAAAAGCAUUCGACGUGGUCCGGGUGUUUGAACGACAGGAGAAAGCCGGUGGUUGCUGGGUUUCGCGAGAGAAUGAAAAACACGUCCCUCUCGACAUUGAACGGUUAUCCAACCGGACCGCAGACCUACCGGUUGCUAUUCCAUCAGAUUUGCCCCGGCAUGCGCCUGCGCUCACGCAGCAUCGCUUCACCGAUUCGCACAUCUACCCGACGCUAGAGACCAAUGUCGAUGUCACGACCAUGUGUUACUCCCAGGAAUCGAUCCCGACCGUCCGCACAGACAGGACAGUAGCCCUCCACGGGCCGGACAGUCCAUUCCGCCACCACACCGUUAUCCGACAAUACGUGGAGGAUCUCCUAAACCGGAACGGAUACCAGGAUCUCGUUGAGUACAACACCACGGUGGAGCGAGCGACUAAGGACCCUCGCACCGGUCAGUGGGUGUUAGUAUUGCGACGCGCAGGCCAACCAGGCGGAUACGACUACUGGUGGAGCGAAACCUUCGACGCCUUGGUGGUCGCAUCGGGACACUUCUCAGUCCCGUAUGUCCCGGCCAUCGAAGGUCUGAAGGAGUUCACGGCACGGUAUCCUGAUCGCGUGGAGCACACGAAACAAUACCGUGGCCCGGAGAAAUUCCGCGGAAAGAAAGUCGUCACCGUCGGAGCGUCUGUCUCAGCAGCCGAUACGGCAGUCAGCUUAGUUGACUCCGCGCAAACACCCAUCUACUCCGUUGUGCGGGGCAGAUACAACCCCUACUUCGGCGACGAAGCCUUCAAGCACCCCAAUAUCAAGCGGGUGCCGUCCAUUGCGCGAAUCUGCAGCGACAACGGCGAGCGCACCGUGCAUUUCGAAGACGGGACCUCCGUAUCGGACGUCGACCACAUCAUCCUCGGCACCGGGUUCACCUGGACGCUGCCAUUCCUACCUGACCUCCCGCUGCGCAACAACCGCGUUCCCAACCUCUUCCUCCAUGUGUUCUACCAGCACGAUCCGUCCUUGGUAGUCGUUGGUGGGGUCGGAGCGGGCCUCACCUUCAAAAUCUUCGAAUGGCAAGCCGUAGUCGCAGCGCGGGUCCUAGCCGGCAAAGCCUGCCUACCGCCCCUAGAAGAGCAACAAAGAUGGGAGAACGAGCGCAUCGCCGCCAAGGGUGACGGCCCGGGUUUCCUGUCGGUCAACCCGGAGUUCGAGCCUUACUUUGAACACGUCCGUCGGCUGGCGGGGAACCCCGCGGAGGGUCAACCCGGUCGGAGACUGCCUCCCUUCGAGCAGUCGUGGGUGGAUGACUUCAAUAGUGGGCACCAGCGACGUAUUCGCAUGUGGCGGCGGUUGAAUGCGGUGGGUAAGGAUAGUCGGCUGUAG